Molecule: messenger RNA, 4327 nt
Organism: Gigantopelta aegis
Lineage: Eukaryota; Metazoa; Mollusca; Gastropoda; Neomphalida; Peltospiridae
Product: barH-like 1 homeobox protein
Exons: 3
Coding region: 1239-2177 (312 amino acids)
Biological process (GO): regulation of DNA-templated transcription
Molecular function (GO): DNA binding; DNA-binding transcription factor activity, RNA polymerase II-specific
Source: RefSeq, a predicted model, not a curated record
ACCAACUGAAAAACGCCAUAAACAGCUAUGGAGAAAGGGGAGGGUAAUGUAGUAUGUGUUUUACAUAUAAAGAGCACUUGGGAUUACAGUUAUUGGGCUAACUACCUCCGCUAUGCCAUGAUUUUUUAUUUUUUUUUAUUUACGAUUUCUGUGGCACUUUUGGAAGUGUGACAAUCAGGGUAUUUUCCUACAAUAUUCAACGAAUUACUGCAACUUAAAAAGGACUUACACUGCAUGUAAAAUUUUAUUAAAAUUAUAUUCAGUACUGGGGCUGGGAUGUUCGUUAUAAAUUCAAACCAAAUACAAAUAAUGGUCACAUCAAUAUAUAAAGCUGGAUUAUUUCAUGAAUAGAUUAUUAUCUAAAAAAAUAAGGAUUAAAUUUUAAGCCACUAAUUAUUUUUUAUUUUAAUAAUAUUUUCUCUUCUGGUUUCUUUUUUUUUUUCUUUUUUCUUUUUUUUUCUUUUUUUCUUUCUUUCUUUUUUCUUUUCUGUUGAGAAGCUAUUAAUUUCCCAAAAUGUCGUCGGACAAUAAAACACGGAUUUUUAAAGAGUGUAUUAUGAUUUUCUUUCAAAGUAAAUGUUGCGAACGAUACUGUUUGGGGCCGUGAUUCAGUUGAUCCGCUAUCGGCUUUUAGCCUCGCCCACUUUACGGAAAUGACCAAUCUGAUUGGCUGUUGUGUAGCGCCAGGUGACUCUAAUUGGUUGCAUUUAUUUAUUAAGUUCAGGUAACACCUUUCUAAGUGUGGACACGCAUGGCCGAGCUGGGAUCAAUGUCGUAGGGCGGCCGCCGAGCAUUUUACACUCAGAAGAACCAGCAAGAGAGAAAUAUCACUAUUCAAAGAAGGAACAGGGACUGCACUUGUAGCCUAUAAGCCUCGCUACCUGUCCUGAGUGACCGCAUAAGCCUGGGCUCGUAGUUGUUACUCGGUGAUAAAUAAAAAUAUAACAAAAAUCAGCGGGAGACGAUCCGAGUCUUUUUUGGUAAACCUAUCAACUCCUGACGUCGAGCGAUAAACAGCAGCUGACAGCCAACUGUCACAUUCUUGUACUGUGUCAUUCGGUUUGCAAGACAUUUGUUAUCAAAGACACAGAUAUAUUGUGCUCUGGUCAUUUAAAAAAAAAAAAUUAACAUGACUGUCUUAAGUCAAGGAGAUUACUUCUGCUAAGGAGACUUUUAAAAAAAUAUUUUUGAAAGAAGACUCAACUUGUGUGGAUUCUUUUUUCUUUCUUUUAAAAUCUAUGGAUGACAUUAAGAAAACAGCAAAGAUGUCGCCAGAAGCGGAAGACAUACUCAAGGAGAGAGUCCAUUCCGAAAGUGAAUGUUCGGAGUCGGCGUCUGACAGUGAGGUUAAGGUUUGUGUGGACGACAAACAGACGACAGACGUACGCACAGACAGCAGAUCCGUCGAGAGGGCUAUGGAGACACGUGAACGAUUGCCGUCCCUCGAGGGCGAACCCAAACCAGUGAGACAUCUCCCCAGACCGUCCUUUCUUAUCACUGACAUUCUGGGUUCGCGAGGGGCCGAGUGUUGCAGCCGCCUGUCCCCCUCUGGGGGGCUCAAGCAAAUAAACUUUAUGAACAUGAGCAGUGAUCUUUUCAGUGACAGGUCUCGGCCACCCAUCAGCUCCAAAGACAUUGAUGUGGAUUCGAAUUGUGCGGAGGAUGACACGGACGAGCACGAGGACGGCGACGACAGCACGUCGUCGAUGAUGAUGAAGACUAAGAAGCCGAGAAAAGCUAGGACGGCCUUCACCGACCAUCAACUGAGCUGUCUGGAGAAGAACUUCGAGCGUCAGAAGUAUCUCAGUGUCCAGGACAGGAUGGAACUGGCGGCCAAGCUUAACCUCACAGACACCCAGGUGAAAACCUGGUACCAAAACAGAAGAACCAAGUGGAAGAGGCAGACGGCUGUUGGCUUGGAAUUGUUGGCAGAGGCGGGAAACUAUGCCGCUGUACAGCGCAUGCUCCAGAGCAACCCAUACUGGUUCACGUAUCACCCACAGGCAGCAAGCAUUCUAUCCAAUCUCGAUGCAUUUUACUUCCGUCACGGAGACAGUGCUCUUGCGCAAGCGCAGCGUCCAAUUUUACCCAGAAUGUUUAUCCAUGGACUCCAACAACACGUGAGCCAACUUCCGCCUCCUACAGGCGGCGUUGUAUACCCAGAAAACAGAGGUUGAUAAAAUGAUGAGAGGAAACAGAAGAACUGCAAAUUAUCUAAGCUGUAAUGCUUUUUUUGUAAAAGGACGAAAGUACUACAGAGAGAGAAAAACACUCAUGUCUGACAGUGACAAGACGAUAAACUUGACUUCAGAAACUGAAGUGGAUUGCGUGAGACUUGCAUUAUGCAUAUACAAAGUGCUACAAUAAAGAUGUUUUGCAAAGGUAAUGUUGCUGAUGUUGGGUGCAGUGCAUCUGUUUAAAAGGCCUCCUUGCUCAGCGGCGAGAUGGUCCAUGAUGCAUCGGUUACUAUAGUAACCAGACAAAGUGAUUUUGUUCUACAUAAUUAUUAUAGUAUUACCAAUUGCAAUUGUUUUGGUGUUGUAAAUGCAAUGGAAUCUAAAUAGCGUUUCAUAAUGUACGCUAUUUAGUCGAUGUUUCAAAUGUUGAUGGGCACAGAAUUUGAUUAGUUGUUUAAUAGCAAUAAUGUUAGCGUCUAACCUACAGGAGACAGUGUUUGAAAAACAAUAUGAAUGUGGUGAAGAUUUUACCUUGAAGAAUGUUUGUCAAGAACAUUAUGCUUGUCACAGAAUCUUCUUGGUGCAGUUUGCAAUCAUUUAUUCACAAAUGAUUUGUCCAAAUUGGCGUAGCCUGGGUGUGUGUGUGGGGAUGGGGGGGGGGGGGGGGCGGGGGGCAUUGGGGCCAUGCUAAUCCCAACCACAUCUCGUGUUUUCCCCUACCACCUUUUUAUAUUUGCCUGUCGCCCCAUAACCACUUGUAGACAUUGCGGGUGCCCGUCCCCCAGUGUGCGGUUACCCCCAAUAGAAACGCCUCGCUAUUUCAAUCAUUGUACAUAAUAUGCAAAAUUCUAACUCGCUGGUCAAUGUAAACAGUACGGUGGUAAAACAUUAAUAUUGAAUGAUUUCGUCAAAACCUUUUUUUUAUUGAUCACUGAAUGUCUCAGUGUUAAUAAAUAAUAAACGUGUAGAAAUGCAACCCACUGACAAUUGUGGGAAAAAGAUUAGUAAUGUAAUGAAACUUGGAGGUUUAAACUUCUUAAUGUGAAAAACAUUCUGAAGGACGUAGAAUUUUCCAAGGAAAGUUUGUAGAUUAAUGCUCAAUAACGAACAUUAUAAAAACAAAAGUAUCCCAUCGGACAAAGUCAGGGGUUAGACUUUAUGUUGAAGAACCAUCUUAGUUUUUAGUGCCCAAAAUGAGGGAAAAGAUGUUGCAAAACAAACCAUUGUCAUCACUUUCCGCAACAAUGCGCACUUGUUUUCAGUUAUUGACACAUUUCAGUAGUUUGAUAUUCAAUGUCACGAUUAGAUAUUGUAUGAUUAUUGCUUGUAACAUUUUCACGAGUUGUUUCGUAGAUCUUGGUGAUUGGUCUCAAUGUCCCUGUCUAAUGACAUAUCUAGACAUUUCUAUGGCAUCCGUUUCUUUAACGGUGGACUGAAAUUAAUCAUAUAUUCGACUUCUUCAUCUCAUUCUUCUUCUUCUUCUUCUUCUUUUCUUUCUUCUUCUACUACUAUUACUACUUUUACUGCUGCUAAUGUUACUACUACUACUACUACUACUACUACUACUACUACUACUACUACUACUACUACUACUACUACUACUACUACUACUACUACUACUACUACUUCUACUCCUACUUAUUUUUCUUGUGUUUCUCCUCUUCUUUUUUUCUUUCUUCAUUUUGCUCAUUGAAAGACACGACUGAAUGUUUACUCCAGUUACGCUUAUUACGUAAAUCGUAUAAUACUUGUAUAUUUCCAUUACUGACACAUAUCUGCUAUGUCAAACAGUUUGUAAACAAAGAUAAAAGAAGUUAACUUAACCAAAGUUAUUGAAAGAUACAUUUAUACAAUUAUCUUUUGAAGGGUGUGAUUUUUCUUUAUUCAGUAUGUAAUUGGUCAAGCGACGUUAUUUCAUUCUAGUUGUAUGUUUUUGUAUUCUUUUUAUUUCGCGGGUGGGUGGGGUGGGUGGGGUGGUAGGUGGGCAUGGGUCAUAUUGGAAUUCUGUUGUUAAAUAUGAAAUCAUUACAGAGAUAUUUGAACUCGUGUAACAAACAUAUCUAAAAGUUGCUUAUGUUGAGCCACAAACCACACUGUCAUAAGUUCAUGUUAUUUUAUUUUAUUGUUUUAAUAAAAGAUAUUCUUAUGUU